AUGAAGCUUGCCGUGCUCACCUCCGGCGGCGACAGCGCCGGCAUGAACGCCGUCGUCCGCGCGGUCGUGAAGACGGCCAUCGCCAAAGGCUGCGAGGCGUGGGUCGUCCGCGAGGGCUACGAGGGCCUCGUCCGCGGGAACGCACACGAAACGCAGGAAGUCAAGGAUGCACGCGCAAGUAAGGACGAGGCCGGCUUCGUGCACAAUCUGCGCUUCGGCGAUGGCGAGCUGCUGAAGGACGGCACGGGCGACUUUAUCAGCGGCCGUACAAUGAGAGGCCGCUACAUUGUCCGCGUAGGAUGGGACGAUGUGCGGGGGUGGUUUGGAGAGGGCGGUACUUUGAUUGGUACUGCUCGUUCUGUGACAUUCCGCACUACGGAGGGCAGGCAGACUGCUGCUCAUAACAUGAUCAAAGAGGGCAUUGAUGCUCUUGUUGUCUGCGGCGGAGACGGUUCACUAACUGGUGCAGAUGUCUUCAGGUCGGAAUGGCCUAAGCACGUCGAAGCCUUGCGCUCACAAGAUAAGAUCACUGAGGAGCAAGCAAAGGCGCACCAGCAUCUGCGCAUCGUUGGUCUGGUUGGGUCGAUCGACAACGACAUGGCGAUGACGGACAUGACCAUUGGUGCGCCCACUGCGCUACACCGCAUUUGCGAAGCGAUAGACAACAUCAACUCGACCGCGUAUUCGCACUCGCGCGCGUUCGUGCUCGAGGUCAUGGGGCGGCACUGUGGCUGGCUCGCGCUCAUGGCAGGCGUCAGUUCCGGCGCAGACUUCAUCUUCAUCCCGGAGAACCCGCCCGAAGCGGACAACUGGGAGGACCGCAUGUGCAGCGCGAUCCAAAGCCACAGGGAGAUUGGCCAACGGAAGACCAUCGUGAUUGUUGCUGAGGGUGCGCUCGACAGUGCCCUCAAGCCGAUUUGCGCAGACCAUGUCAAGGAUGUCCUUGCCAAUCGCCUCGGGCUUGACACACGCGUCACGACUCUGGGGCACACCCAACGAGGUGGUGUUCCUUGUGCCUAUGACCGUAUCAUGCCGACGCUGCAAGGCAUUGAGGCUGUUGAAGCCCUCCUGGAGUCCACUCCAGAAACGCCAUCCUACAUGAUUGGCGUCCGGGAGAACAAGAUCCACCGCGUCCCGCUCAUGGAAGCUGUUGCGAAGACUCGCGAAGUAGCAACGGCAAUCGCGGCGAAAGACUUUGCCAGGGCUAUGUCACUCCGUGAUCCGGAGUUUGCGGAGGCCCUCGAGGGCUUCUACACGACUUCUGUGUUCGAGAAGGAGCCGAAGCUCCCUCAUCACCUGAGAAUGCGUGUCGGCAUUAUGCACGUCGGGGCACCCGCUGGUGGCAUGAAUGCCGCAACGCGCACCGCAGUCCGCUAUUGUCUCCGACAAGGACAUAAACCAUUCGCGAUCCACAACGGGUUCCUGGGUCUGCUCGACGACAACGUACACCAGCUCUCGUGGCUGGGCGUCGAUACCUGGAUGACGCGCGGCGGAUCCGAGCUGGGCACGAACCGCAAGCUGCCGGACAUCGACAUGGGCGCGGUCGCGGCGAAGUUCCAGCAGUACAACUUCCACGCGCUGCUGAUGAUCGGCGGGUUCGAGGCGUUCAACGCGCUGCUGCUCCUGGACAACGCGCGGCCGCACUACCCGGCGUUUCAGAUCCCGAUGGUGCACUUGCCUGCGACAAUCUCGAACAACGUGCCUGUAACGGAGUUCAGCCUGGGGAGCGACACAAGCCUCAACGCGCUGGUGAGCGCAUGCGAUGCGCUGAAGCAGAGCGCGUCUGCGAGUAGGAAUAGGGUCUUUGUCGUCGAGACGCAGGGCGGGAAGUGCGGGUACAUCGCGACGAUGGGCGCGCUGGCCACGGGCGCGGUCAUCGUCUACACGCCUGAGCGCGGCAUUGAUCUCGACAUGCUCCGCCGGGACGUCAAGUUCCUGAAGAGACGCUACAACCUGGAUCAAAAAGGCAAGGCAGAAGGUCGUUUGGUGCUUAGAAACGAGUGUUCGUCGGACGUCUACACCACGGACUUUAUCAAGAAGAUGUUCAGGGAGGAAGGCGGCUCGCUGUUCGACUCGCGUGCCGCCCAGCUCGGGCACACGCUACAAGGCGGCAUCCCGUCGCCUAUGGACCGAACGCGCGCCGUGCGCCUGUCGCUUAAGUCUAUGGCGUUCAUGGAGAAGCACCACCAGGAGCUAUUGAGGCAGAGUCCUCGCGCACGGCAGGCGUCCUACGAGUCUGCUGCGGUGAUCACGAUCCAGGGCAGCACGGUGAAGUGGGUGCCGGUGCAAGAGAUGGUGGCACACGCAGACAUGCAGAACAGGCGAGGCAAGGACGCACCUUGGGAGAAGUAUCAAGACCUUGUCGAGCAAUUGGUUGCACGCCCGCAGCUGUUGCAAAGGGACGUGCCCACUGUAUAGAAUUGGAGGUACCGUAGAGAAAGUGUUCUGGUGUAGCGAAGGUAAAACCGUGUAUCAUGUAGAACAUAGAGAAAUGUAGAGUGGCUACUGUGGGUAAACAACGCUCUCGCCGGUUCCAUGGAAUAACUGCCUGAGAGACACUGAAGUGUGACAGCAAGGAUCGAGCCUUCUUCCCUCCCUCGACGCUGUCUGCUGCAGGCCAUGAUAUGGCACGAUGUAUUCUUGCUUAUUGCCCACAUAGUAACCACGUCCGUUCCUCCUUGUUCUUUCCUCCCGCCAUCGUCAGCCAGGAUGUUUUCGUGUCCAACAGCAAGACCGUCGCCACAGAUAUGAGCACUGCGAAGAGUACAAGGUACGUUUCGAGGGCUC
Postia placenta MAD-698-R-SB12 is the source of this 2787-nucleotide messenger RNA. RefSeq lists its product as hypothetical. The transcript has 11 exons. The record is from RefSeq and is a predicted model, not a curated record. Gene Ontology annotation, biological process: fructose 6-phosphate metabolic process; fructose 1,6-bisphosphate metabolic process; canonical glycolysis. Lineage: Eukaryota; Fungi; Basidiomycota; Agaricomycetes; Polyporales; Adustoporiaceae. Gene Ontology annotation, cellular component: cytoplasm; 6-phosphofructokinase complex; mitochondrion. Bases 1 to 2418 code for a protein of 805 amino acids. Gene Ontology annotation, molecular function: ATP binding; fructose-6-phosphate binding; 6-phosphofructokinase activity.